CCCCAACUCGUCCAGGUAGCGUCUCGGCGGCCGGCGCCGACUCGGCGGUUCUGGAGCGCUGGCUCAACGAGGCGUUGAAGGCCUUGGAUGGACGCUGGAGCGAUGUGGUGUCGCGGAGCUUCCUGCUGAGCUGUGACUGUGCUCAUGGACUUCACCCGAACUACAUGAGCAAGCACCAGGCGCAGCACCAGCCCAUCUUGGGGAAGGGCAUCGUCAUCAAGAGCAACAGCAACCAGAGAUAUGCCACGACGCCCAUCUUGGCACAGAUGCUUCGCAAAGUGGGCGAAGUCUCAAAGGUGCCACUGCAGGAGUUCGUGGUGCGCAACGAUUGCCCCUGCGGCUCCACCAUAGGCCCGCUGCUCUCAGCGCAGCUGGGCAUCCGCACGGUGGAUGUUGGUGCGCCGCAAUGGGCCAUGCACAGCUGCAGGGAAUCUGCACAUCAAGACGAUGUCCAAGCUCUGCGUGAUCUUUGCAAAGGCUUUUUCCAAAGCUUCCGCAGUGUGGAUUCCUCCACGAAAACGCUGUGACGCUGUGAGCCAAUUUUCCGACCUCGGUGAAGAAAAGUCAGAUGGCAGCUCCGGGGAAACAGGCGGAAAUAGGUAGCUGUGGUCCAGUGGUCCAAAGCCGCCAAAGCCGCCAAAGCCGCCAAAGCC
Molecule: messenger RNA, 653 nt
Organism: Cladocopium goreaui
Lineage: Eukaryota; Dinophyceae; Suessiales; Symbiodiniaceae
Source: the annotation of a GenBank genome assembly